Messenger RNA from Leguminivora glycinivorella, 2443 nucleotides. RefSeq names its product THO complex subunit 3 (gene tex). Gene Ontology annotation, cellular component: THO complex part of transcription export complex. Gene Ontology annotation, biological process: mRNA export from nucleus. NCBI's taxonomy places the organism in Eukaryota, Metazoa, Arthropoda, Insecta, Lepidoptera, Tortricidae. The record is from RefSeq and is a predicted model, not a curated record. Gene Ontology annotation, molecular function: protein binding. The coding region runs from base 117 to 1106 and encodes 329 amino acids. The transcript is spliced from 6 exons.
AUGUCAAACCGGUUCGGUGGUCGCGGUGGUGGCGUUGCUUGAUUGUUUGCAAACGAGUUUAUAACUAUUUAUGUGGUUAAUAACUUGAAUCAAUUGAAUUAUAAGUUGACACAACAAUGAAGGAGCCGAAGCAGACUCCCAUAAAAGAGCUGUCAGAGUUGCGCGCGUACUUCGCGUCGCACAAUGCGGUCCGCGAGUACGUCGCGCACUCGUCGAAGGUGCACUCGGUGGGCUGGUCGUGCGACGGCCGCAAGCUCGCCUCUGGCUCCUUCGACAAGACCGUCGCGAUCUUCAACCUCGAGCGCAACCGACUGGUGCAAGAGUUUGUGUUCCGCGGGCACACGGGCUCCGUGGACCAGCUGUGCUGGCACGCCUCGCACCCCGACCUGCUCAGCACGGCCAGCGGGGACAAGUCCGUGCGCAUCUGGGACACCAGAUCUCGUAAAUGUGCGGCGGUGAUCCCAACAAAAGGCGAGAACAUCAACAUCGCAUGGGCGCCGAGCGGCGCCGCCAUCGCCGUCGGCAACAAGGAGGACCUCGUCUCCUUCAUCGACACCAGGACCUACAAAGUGGUGACAGAAGAACAAUUCCACUUCGAAGUGAACGAGAUCUCGUGGAACAACAGCUCGGACCUGUUCUACCUGACGAACGGGCUGGGCUGCGUGCACAUCCUGUCGUACCCGGGGCUGGAGCUGCAGACGGUGCUGAAGGCGCACCCGGGCACCUGCAUCUGCAUCGAGCACGACCCCACCGGCCGCUACUUCGCCACCGGCUCCGCCGACGCGCUGGUCUCGCUGUGGGACGCGCAGGAGUUGGCUGCGCUCAGAGUAUUCUCCAGACUGGAGUGGCCGGUGCGCACGCUGUCGUUCAGCUUCGACGGGCGGCUGCUGGCGUCCGCCAGCGAGGACCACGUCAUCGACAUCGGCGACACCGAGACAGGCGAGAAGGUGGCGGAGAUCCCGGUGUCGGCGGCCACGUUCACGGUGUCGUGGCACCCGAGCCGCUACCUCGCGGCCUUCGCCUGCGAGGACAAGGAGCCGCCCGAGCGCAAGCGCGACGCCGGCAACCUCAAGCUCUGGGGGCUGCCCAACCAGGACCGCAACUAGUGGGGGCUGACCGCACAGGACCGCAACUAGUGGGGUCUGACCGCAACUAGACCUCAAGCUCUGGGGGAUGUCCAACCAGGACCGCAAUUAUUGGGGGCUGCCCACCCAGGACCGCAACUAUUGGGGGCUGCGCACCCAGGACCGCAACUAGACCUCAAGCUCUGGGGGCUGCCCACCGGACCGGAAUGGCUCAUGGAUUGGCUCAGUAGCCACACCUGCACCGUCUUCAAGAGGUAGGCCACCUGCUACAUCAGGUCCAGAGGCUCCCAGGGCUGCAAGAAAUGCACUGUCCCGGUUGCUGCCUCUUUCUGUACAAAAUAAUAUAGUCAAAAAAUAUUAUCCAAAGUAGCUCUGGGUUGCCUGGAGCCCUGACUUGAGUGAGAGGAUCCUUGGUCUGCGAUGGAACUGUGGAGGACACCUCUGUGCUACCAAGAGCCACAAGUGACUUUUUGUAAAUAUUAUUGUGAAUUUAGAUUUGACGUGUUCAAUGAAAAUGAAAGAAUAGUUUAAUAAGUGACUGUAAAGUGAUUUGUGACUUAGUGUUACGGUUGUGUGCUGUGCAGAAAAAGUCGCGAGAAUGUAUUUGCAUUUUGCAUCUGUCAGAAGUGGGACAGAGUGAGCUAUUCAAGGUCAUAUCGCGAGUUAACGCAAACAGGUACGCAAGCAUGGUUGCGCGAUAAAUGAUAUAACAUCGGGCCAUCCCUUUCACACUGUUUGUAAGUGCGAUAGGGGCAGCCUGAUGUUUUUUCGUCUGUCGCGCGACCAAUACUAUCGGUGCAGCUCACGCUUUCCGAUCUCUGGUUUCUAUAAGUACAUUCCACGACUACUCUCUUUCCGCACAGGCUCUAUACUAAUAGUUGGUAGCCGUAAAUGCUGGAACACUUUCACAAAGUGUUUCAGCAUUUUAAUUCCCAGUUAAAUACAAAUUUGUACAAUAUACUUAUUGUAAGUAGACUUAAUUUUAUUUCUUUUCUAAAAAAGUAGUUUAAUGAAAUGUCCUCAUGCGCGCUGUUGGUCGCUACUCGCUGCUGCAUCCUGACGAGCCGAGGACAAUGCAAUCCAACACUUAUUUACUUAUCAAUCAAAUCAAAAUAAACAAAAUAUCCCUAUAAAAAAAUCUUUAUUUAAUACAUAGUGUAAAGAACAACAGUUUGUAGAGAUAAUAAUAAAAAUAAACGUCGUAUAAAAAAGAGAUCUAUCAUAAGUACAAUAAAGUGAGAUUCGAGUUUUCUGUAAAAAUCAUUAAAAAAUCUUGCAUAAGCUCUCAACAGUUAUAUCGGUAUUGGGAUCUACACCUACAAUAUCAAAUAAAUAUACCUAACGAUUAUGACAUAGGA